Molecule: messenger RNA, 2320 nt
Organism: Populus euphratica (Euphrates poplar)
Lineage: Eukaryota; Viridiplantae; Streptophyta; Magnoliopsida; Malpighiales; Salicaceae
Product: filament-like plant protein
Exons: 5
Coding region: 414-2291 (625 amino acids)
Source: RefSeq, a predicted model, not a curated record
UUUAUAAUUGUCCGUACCACAAAAGCUGAUAAAGUUGUUUUCAUCGAGGGCCUCAUUCUCUCUCGCACAUGCAGAUGCACAUGCACAUGCACUUCUGCUUCCUUUUCUUUUUAAUUAUUCGAAGAAAAAAAGAAAGAAAGUAAAGCUACAAAACAAGAAAUAGAAGCCCCCGUUUUAUCUGCUUAAUGUUGUUGUUUAGUUGCUGUGUAGUAUCUCGAUAUUUGUAUCUUCUGACUGACAUUACACAGAUUUUUGCAGAGCUAUAUCAUUUGAUUUCUUUCUUUUUAUUUAUUAAUCCUUGCAAAUCUUAAAUCUUGAACCAUUUAUAACUUUGGCUUGCGUUCCCAUCUCAUCUCUGGAUUUUGUUUUCGUCUCCUGUUCAAGAUAAAUACAUCUGACGGCCAUAUUUUGCGAUGGAGAAGAGGAAAUGGUUGUGGAAGAGGAAGUCUUCUGAGAGGAGUUCUGGUGAAACUGACAGUUCGGGAUCAAUAACUUCACAUUCUGAGAGAUUCUCUGAUGAUCAGCAGGAUCCCUCAAAGGCAUCUAAUACUGACAGUGCUCAAUCACCUGAAGUGACAUCAAAAACUGUAACUAGGGAUGAAGAUGUCAAUGAUAGCAUUAAGAGUUUGACAGAGAAGUUAUCAGCCGCUCAUGUCAAUGUUAGUGCAAAAGAUGACUUAGUAAAGCAGCAUGCGAAAGUUGCUGAAGAAGCUGUUGCAGGCUGGGAAAAGGCUGAAAAUGAAGUAAUGGCUCUCAAGAAACAAAUUGAAGUUGCAAAUCAGAACAAAUCUGCUUUGGAAGAUCGGGUGAGCCACCUUGAUGGGGCCCUUAAAGAUUGUGUUAGGCAGCUGAGACAAGCAAGAGAAGAGCAGGAAGAAAAGCUUCAUGAAGCUGUGGUGCAGAAAAGUCUCGAGUGGGAAUCCAUUAAAUCUGAAUUUGAAAACCAGUUUAUGGAACUCAAGACGAAAGAAGCUGCUGCCAAGUCUGAAUCUCAUGCUCUGAUUGUUGACGAACUCUGCCAGAAGCUUGAAUAUUUGGAGCAAGAGAAUGCUACCCUGAAACUCGAUCUCCUUUCCCAGUCAGAAGAGUUGGAGGCUAGAACAGUUGAAAGGGACUUGAGUACCCAAGCAGCUGAAACAGCCAGCAAACAAUAUCUGGAGAGCAUAAAGAAGGUGGCCAGACUUGAAGCUGAGUGCCGGAGGCUAAAAGCCAUGGCUUGUAAAUCAUCCUCUGUUAAUGAUCGCAGGACUUCUGCUGCAUCCUCAGUUUAUGUUGAGUCUUUCACUGACAGUCAAUCAGACAAUGGGGAGAAACUUAAUGUUGUGGUGCUGGAUGCUCGCAAAGUUAGUUGCUCAGGGCCAUACAAGUCUGAACAAAUUUGCUCAGACUCAUGGGCAUCUGCACUAAUUUCAGAGCUUGAUCAAUUCAAGAAUGAAAAAUCUAUUAAUCGAAAUCUCCCAGCCUCACCCAUCGAAAUUGAUCUCAUGGAUGAUUUUCUUGAAAUGGAACGACUUGCUGCUUUGCCUGAGAAUGAAGUUGGAAUUGAUAAUUCUAGAGCAGAAGAUUCUGCCAAACAAUCAAUUGAUGCUGAAAGCUCGUUGAGAGCUGAGCGGGAAUUCAUUAUAAAACGAAGCGCUGAAUUGGAAGAGAAGUUACAGAAGAUGGAAGAAGAAAAGUUUGUAUUGGAAGAGAAAUUAAGGAAGAUAGAAGGGGAAACGUUUGUAUUGGAAGAGAAGUUAGAAGAGAUUAAAGCAGAGAGGGAUGAAUUGGAGAUGGCUCUAACAGAAAGUCAGGACAAGAAUGAAGCAUCACAACUUCAGCUGAGGGAGGCCCAACAGAAUUUGGUGGAGUUGCAAGAAGAGCUAUCAAUGGCAAAUGAAUCAAAGCAGCAAAUUGAAUAUCGACUUGUUAGCAUGGAAGUGGAGGCUCGGACCAUGUUUGCAAAAGUUAACUCAUUAGAAGGAGAGAUUGAAAAGGAGAGGGUUUUGUCGACGGAAAUUGCAGUCAAGUAUCAGGAACUCGAGGAAAAUCUCUCAAGAAAGAAACAGGAAGAAGAACUCCAGCAAACUGACCUAGAUGUCGCUGCCAAGAAACAUGCUGAAUGCCAGAAAACAAUAGCUUCUCUAGGGAAGCAGCUGAAAUCUCUAGCAACUCUAGAGGACUUCUUUAUAGACACUGCAAGCAUACCGGAGUUCUCUGCUGGAGGAUCAGCAAUUCCGAAGGUAAUGGAGAACCUUGGAAGUGACACUCCAAUGAAACGUUUUCACCUAAAAGAGAUUCCAGUUCUAUGAGAAUUGCCAGUGAGUUCCGGUCCUUCAGU